Saccostrea cuccullata (small rock oyster) is the source of this 1238-nucleotide messenger RNA. RefSeq names its product metabotropic glutamate receptor 3-like. The transcript has 5 exons. Gene Ontology annotation, biological process: G protein-coupled glutamate receptor signaling pathway; regulation of synaptic transmission, glutamatergic. The record is from RefSeq and is a predicted model, not a curated record. Lineage: Eukaryota; Metazoa; Mollusca; Bivalvia; Ostreida; Ostreidae. Bases 233 to 994 code for a protein of 253 amino acids. Gene Ontology annotation, molecular function: adenylate cyclase inhibiting G protein-coupled glutamate receptor activity. Gene Ontology annotation, cellular component: plasma membrane.
AGCAUCCAUGUAUUUCAGUAUCACUCUUAUUAACGGUUAUAAAUCUCGAUCGCUACGAAUGAGGAAAUAUUUGAUGCAAGCUUAAAAGAAAACUAUUCAUCUACAUGUUAAUAGUUUCCUUAUGCAUACAAAAUUAUCGAGAUAUUUUUUAAUAUCACGACAGUCAUAUUAAAUAGUUACAUUUGAUACAAAGAAAAGUGAGGUGUCGAUUACCUGACAGAAAUUUUAAUGAAUGGAUAUUACAAUGCAAGUAAAAAACCCUAUAUUUUAUUUCCUACUAGUUGGGUCGAUAUUUUGUAACAAUACUGGACGCCUUUACCUAUACAUUCCCGGAGAUCUUAUGUUGGGUGGACUCUUCCCAGUUCAUUUUUCGAAAGGUGAAGUAUGCGAUGCCAAAAUUGAUCCCGAUCUAGGAAUUCGUCUCUUGGAUGCCGCAACUUUUUCUCUUUCUGAAGUCAAUGUUUUCUUGAAAAAUGCAGGAAUAAAAUUGGGUUUCUUGGCGUAUGAUACUUGCUACAAUAUAAAUCCGGCCUUGGAACACUCGUUAGAAUUUGCUCAGCAAAGUUUCUACAAGAAAGACGGAAAAACUGGACAAAAUAACUGUUCUGCAGCAAUAAAUGGAGGCGUGAUCGGAGUGAUUGGUCCGGUGACCAGUAGACAGACACAACACGUGGCCAGUCUGCUGGGUCUAUUCAAAAUACCACAGAUAAGUGCCACUUCUACUUCUUCAAUCCUAAAUGACAGGCAGAAGUACAAGUAUUUCAAGAGAACAGUACCAUCCGACACGUAUCAAGCCAAGGGAAUUGUCGAGCUUUUAAGUGCAAAUGGCUGGGAAUAUGUGAGCAUUCUUUACGAAGACUCUAGCUAUGGUAGUUAUGGCUACAAAGACAUCAAAGAAUUUGCAAAACUUGACAACAUAUGCAUUGGGAAAAAUAGUUGUUGUUAUGUUUAUGCUGUAUCAGAAUGCAUACCAAAUUAUCCGCCGAGUUCAUGACAUGCGCAUUGAAGGCUUCAUAUGGAUCGGAAGUGACGGCCUAACGGGACGCGAUCCCCCAGAUGGACUAGAAAAUAUCAUGAACGGAGCUAUCGGAUUUACCCUGGAAACUUCUGAAUAUCCUGGAUAUCUCCAAUACGUCAAUAACCAAACUACAGAAAAGAAUCCAAAUCCAUGGUAUUUAGAGUUUCUUCAGCAAUAUUACCCAAACUGCACACUGGGAAACUGUGGGAAGAUUAAUAAA